AUGGAAGAUGUGUUAUUUUCCCGGUUGCUGAAUGAGCAAAGCCAAGGUAAGCCCUUCCUCUUCACUGAAGCUCAAGGUAGCCCAUGGCAGUUGCAAGUCACACCAGCAGCGCCGCAGCCACUUCCACGACGCCGCUGUAAGUUAGGAGUGGACGCCUUGGAAGGGCGCUGGGUGCGCACCAGCAGUGGCUUGUGCAGUUGGGGGUGUCCUCGUGAUGGAUGGACCUUGGUGUCUAAGACCUGCCACUGGCAUGUCCACACUCCUGCUGAAGUUCACGAGAAGGUCACCAAGCCACUGUGGCUCGCGAUCUUAGGCAACUCGAUAAUGAGAGGAGCUUUGCAAGCCUUGGUGGACCAACUUGUGCCUGAAGCCUGGCAAAGCUUCGUGGGCAUAGAGGAUGCGCCGGGCAAAGGGACCAACGUCAAAUGUUGGGGAUGGUUAGACUUCGAAGUGGGCAACUUGCGUCUCUCAUUUCAAGACUAUCGCAUUUGGUUUUACACGGAGGAAAGGAACGUUGUGGCCUUUGAACGCUUGAAAAGAUUGAUUUGGGAAGGGCCUGAUCUCUUGGUCAUCCAGCAUGAUGGGCCUGACGUGACCAACGGUCAACCACCCUUCGUGUAUCAGCCUGUACUCACCUCUACGCUGCCGGCGUAUUUCAAGAAGAAGAAGAAAGGGAAAAUCAUUUUCGCGCUCUCGAAACUCUCCCCCUUCAUUUUCCCACUGUGCAACCCUCAAUGUUCAGACCGACAACGGCCGCAGAUCUGGAAUCGAAGCGUCGAAGAGCUCUUGGCGAAGCUUCCGCAAGAUCUGAGGAGCUCUGCGUUGGGCCGGGUCCUGGCGGUGGACGAGGCCUUCGUCUGCAUGCCGCUCUUUCUGGAUGGUGAGACCGAUCUCGCCCAGCGCAAGGGUUCCAAGCACUGGCACCGCUACGCCAACACCACAGGCCCUGGGCGCAAGGUCUUCGGCGCGGCGGCGGACGCCGCGGGGCAUUGGUACCUCGCCGAGCUACUGACCAUGGCAGGGGCACAUGGCGCAGGAAGUGCCGCAGGCGUCGGGAAUCUGAGCGCCAAAGCUUGCGCGCAGUGCCCACCGCAACUCUGCUGCCCCUUUCAGCCCGUGCCUGUGAAGCUCGAUCAUUCCCUGUCGGUGGUACGUGACAUGCCCCAGAUAAAGUCUUGGGCCGACUUGACCAUGCAAAGUUGUGGUCAGUUGAUUUAGUUGACCAGCGUUCUACGCCAAAUGCAAAAAACCUGAGGAGUCACACACUCC
Durusdinium trenchii is the source of this 1269-nucleotide messenger RNA. NCBI's taxonomy places the organism in Eukaryota, Dinophyceae, Suessiales, Symbiodiniaceae. The record is from the annotation of a GenBank genome assembly.